Messenger RNA from Esox lucius (northern pike), 1797 nucleotides. RefSeq names its product zinc finger protein 32. The record is from RefSeq and is a predicted model, not a curated record. The coding region runs from base 99 to 1382 and encodes 427 amino acids. NCBI's taxonomy places the organism in Eukaryota, Metazoa, Chordata, Actinopteri, Esociformes, Esocidae. The transcript is spliced from 2 exons.
UGAAACUGGAAGUGGGAUUGUUUUGUUUCUGGCCACCGUUAUUAAUUGGUUAACAAAUCCCAACAGCAACUGCUUUAACAACUCUCGGUCGGCUAAAAAUGUCAAAACUACAGUUGUUGCAUGUGUUUCUAAAUGAGCGCUUAAAGGCAGCGGCUGUGGAGAUUUUUGGAGCGGUUGAGAAAACGGUAGCGCAGUACCAGGAGGAGAACGAACGUCUACGGAGACUACUGCAGAUAACACCGGACAUAAAACUAUGUAGAAUAGACUCUCUGCAGCUCUCACUUUCUGUCUCAGAAGAGGAGGUUCCUCCUGAGAAGCAGCAGGGUGAGCAGGAGUGGAGCCCAACAGUGGGGGAGGAGGACCCAGAGCCCACACUGAUUAAAGAGGAACGGGUGGAUCUCAGGACCAGUCAGGAGGAAGAGCAUGUUCAGUCCCAGAAAGCUGACAUCAUAGAGUUCGAAUUCCCUCCUCUCUGUGUGAAAACUGAAUAUGAUCAGGAAGGCCCACUUCAGUCCUUGCCUCCUCCCCAAACCCAGACUGUGGAGAACAUAGAGAGCGACUCUGAACCAGUGGAUACACAAUUCGCCACCGUUACUCAUCAAAAGGGUCUCAACAUUCUCUUUGACCCUCCUGGUAACAAUCCAAACAAUGCUUUUGGCAACAGUUCAGCUUUUAGCAGCUACCCAGCAGGACUUGACAGUCGUCCACAACUGGAUCCCAACCCAUCGUUGGUGGGACACUGUUCUAAACCAGGCGUCAUAUCCGAGAAGACUCUCUGCUGUCGUGACUGUGGCGAAACGUUCGCUCGGAAAGCGGACCUGCAGGGGCACAUGUCUCUCGCCAAGGGGAGUCCCAGUGAAUGUAGCAUCUGCCUAAAACGCUACAACUCCACUUGUAAACUGAAGGCCCAUGUCCGAUUCUGUCACAUGGAGCAGCCCUUUAACUGCCCAUCUUGUGGGAUGGCAUUUAAACAAAAAAACGACCUGUCCAAGCACAUGACGAUUCACGCAGGGGAGACCACAUUCAGCUGUGGCAACUGUGGGAAAAGUUUCUAUCAGAAGGGCAAUCUAAGGAGGCACAUACUGACUCACACUGGGGAGAAACCAUUUAGCUGUGUUUAUUGUAGGAAGAGCUUCAAUCAGAAGGGGGACCUAACCAAACACAUAUGGAUUCACACAGGACAGAAACCGUUCGGCUGUGCUUACUGUGGGAAAAGCUUCAUUCAGAAGGGGGACUUAAGAAGGCAUAUACUGACUCACACAGGAGAGAAGCCAUUUAGUUGUGUAACCUGUGGGAAGAGUUUCAAUCAGAAGGGACACCUCAGGAGGCAUUCACUAACUCACACAGGAGAGAAGCAACACAGCAGCUCAGUGCUUGGUUAAAGAUUCACUCAUGAGUGGAAGUGGCCCAGAUACAAAUGGUUACGGGGAGCGAAAGAUUAAACAAAAUGAGGACAAUACAUUAGUAGAUUGUAAUGUAAAGGCAGCGGAGAAUUAUUAGAUUGGACUAUUAGAGUGUUGUACUUGAGGUGAAAGUAUAUACAUGUUAUUUUAAUCUUAUUUUAGUAAAGUCACUCCAAGACACUUCAGCCCACUGUAAGCAAUAGCCUGCAGACAAGAUUUGGUUUACAUGGACCUUGCACAACAUUCAGCAUUUAACAACUGUUAAAGUGACAGUUUUAAACAGCCAGCUCUUUUUUUUUUUUUUGACAAAGUCACUUUAUAUACAAUUUUACAGUUCUAAUUUAAAUUGAAUGAGUAUAUAAUUAUGAAACAAUAAACAGUUUUGCAUAAUGCA